Molecule: messenger RNA, 1974 nt
Organism: Alternaria rosae
Lineage: Eukaryota; Fungi; Ascomycota; Dothideomycetes; Pleosporales; Pleosporaceae
Exons: 2
Coding region: 225-1664 (479 amino acids)
Source: RefSeq, a predicted model, not a curated record
GAGGCUUGUCUGCGUGCAUGUUCUGGUGAGUUCCGGACGAAUUGAGGCCUGCAAUACAUGCGUUGCGCGACCUGCAUGUUGAGCAAACCACGCCACACGAACUCAGCCUUGUCUAGGCAGCAUGCCAUACUUGAAGCCGGCGUAUCGCUUUCCAUCCAGCGCAUAACCCAGCCUUUCAAUCCCCACCCUUUUGAACUAGUCAAUACACUGCCGCAAUAUCUCUCAUGGCUUCACUUUCAGGCAGCGGCAGAGGUGGCUUUGCUCCACGGAGAGGGCGAGGCCAUAGAGGAAGAGUGUCUCACUUCGCAAAAAACAGGGAGCAGCCAAAACCGGAUCUCCAGAAACACCCGCUUGGAGACCUUGUGAAAGUGUUUCGCAGCUCCCAUCUGAGCUUGAAACCACUCGACUUGGCGGAGAUAUCCGAUUGCCAGCACGUCGCAUCGUAUAAUUGGCUCAACGAUGAAGUACCUACCAUUGUCGUUCCAGGCAAACCCCCUCGGUGGACACCACUUCACGCUCCACAGCGCUUGAAGGAAGACGACGGGCAGUACUUUCGUGACCCCAAUGCUGCGAAGUAUCCUGACUUCCCAAUGGCGCCUGUCGUACAUGCCAUUACGGAGACCGACCCAGAAUUCGACGCCACGAACACCGAUAUUUUCGCAUGCGGAAGCACCCUUGGCAACCUCCUACGCUUCGCUCGUGGUGUUGACAAAGCUUUCCGGUUCAACAUCGAGGUCAUUGGCGAGACUGUCUUCUUUAUACGAAAAGAGAAUGAUCCCAAAGAAGUUAUCAAGGACAUCAGAGGCUUUGGUCAUACAUUUCCAGAAGCAUACACCACAUGGGACCAUAGUGUCAAAGGCUCCGAGACACACCAGCGCAUCAUACGAUACAAAUUCGGCGGCUUGGAUUGUCUCGUACGCUUUGAAAGCGAUGGCUACAUUGACCACACCUCAGCAUUCCGCGAUGUCGCACCCGUGAACGCUGCUGGAAACCAGGAUGAGCUUCUGCAAGCAUUUCAGCAAGCAGCCAUCGGCCGGGCUCCCAGCAACGCGACGGGUAAACCUAAAGAGCUCAAGAUCAAACACGGCGGAUCUGCAGUACCACAUCACUUCAUCUUCGACCUGAAAACGCGCUCAGGCAAAUACAAGAAACCUAUCGAUAUGACCGACGUCUACCCAGCACUCUGGAUGAAACAGAUACCCAACUUCAUCGUCGCUUACCACGACGGCAACGGCCUUUUCGAAGAUGUACGAGUACAAAAUGUCAAGAGCGACGUGCAAGCCUGGGUCCGAGAGAACAGUGAUGGCAUCCGCCGCUUUGCUACACUGCUCAAUGAGAUCGUCGACAUCGCUAAGAGCAAUGCGAACAAGUUGCUCGAAGUGUACUGCCUCGGAGCGGAUCGCUUAGAGGUCCGAAGCCAGUUCGGCGAUGGCGUACAUGCGUUGCCUGCAGACUUGGUCGACAGGUGGGAGAAGAUAGAGUUUGGUAUCUCCUCUACUCAGGAUGCUGAUGAGGAUGAGGAUGAGGAUGAGUACAAUGACGGCGGUGUCGAUCUUGAUGCAAGGUAUGGGUUUGGCAGUGGCUACGAUGACUCAGGUUCUGAGCCAGACUACACUGCAUGUUCUGCUGACGACUGUGGGUACUGUGGAAAGUGCACGUACUAAGGCUGGUUGCCACAUGAUUUUGUGUUGACUUUUUCGUUUUUGUCACGAGCAACUACAAAGAACGACGGAUACUGUUGUGUGGGGCCUUACUUGAAUAGACACUUGAUCUUCGCAUACUUUUCCUUGAUGAGGCUACGAGGCUACAUCGUUAGCACAGCCUGUUAUGGAGAAUUGUCGCUCUGAUUGUAGUGACAAGACCUUCAGCGACGAACUCAGCUUUUUGGCAGCGAUGUUGGGCAGUCUGAUCGCUUGCGCACUCAUUCCACUCACAGCAACCAUUGCCAUUGCAUAGCCACGCGUCUUGACUCAC